Messenger RNA from Chrysoperla carnea, 3166 nucleotides. RefSeq lists its product as uncharacterized. The record is from RefSeq and is a predicted model, not a curated record. The transcript is spliced from 17 exons. The coding region runs from base 15 to 3104 and encodes 1029 amino acids. Lineage: Eukaryota; Metazoa; Arthropoda; Insecta; Neuroptera; Chrysopidae. Gene Ontology annotation, molecular function: signaling receptor activity; D-mannose binding. Gene Ontology annotation, biological process: lysosomal transport.
AUAAAUAAAGUAAAAUGCAUAUUUAUAAUAUAUUUCCUUUAAUAAUUAUUUAUUUAUCAACGUUUAUUACUAAUAAUUUAUGUUUAACAAAAUGCGAUAUUUAUUUAAAUAGUGUACAAAAAUGUAUUGUAGUUUACAAUAUUUCAUGGACCGUCCCAUUCGAUAAGAAAGUCAGUGUAAAUUUAUGUCGUGAACAGCAUAAACAUUGUGAGGAAUGGAUCGAUCCAGAUAUUGAUGGAUACCCGAUUUCUAUUCAACCUGAUGGUAGAAAUUAUACCAUAAAUGUUGGAUUCCAUUGCAAUUUCGAGAGAAAUGCGGUUUUCAAUAAAUCAGAAAAUACAGUUUUCCUCAAAGUUCCAUCAACAAACUGUGCCAAAAAAUACUGUUUAUUUGAUAUUACAGAUAAUUCACAGAAUAAUUUACGAAUAAAUUUAACGAGUAUUCGAUCUUUGUCGUCACAAGUCGAUGGAAUACAAUAUUAUUUUCAAAUUUGUAAAAUUAAUGUACCCAAUAUUUGUGGAAAUUCUCCGAUAUCGUGUAAAAUUGAUCAGAAAAAUAUAACAACAUCUUUGGGUGAUAAUAAUUGGGCGGUAUUUUAUUAUGGGGUUGAAAAGGGAUUGCAGUUGAUUUUACAUGCACCAAAAAAAGUAAAAAUGAUAAUCCAAAUAAAUUGUGAUCAAAAUGUUUUACAUUCAUUUUCUUUUUUACGAAAACAAGGAAAACAUUAUUUUUUUAAUCUGGUUUCGAAUGAAUUAUGUUUAAGACUACCUAUAAAAUAUAAUACACGCGUACAAAACGAAAGGAAUUUCGUAUAUGAUAUCAGUGAAUUACAGGGUCGAAAUUGGGAAGUUCCUUUACCUGAUCGAACAGUUAUAAUUUUCACGAUUGGUGACAGUAUUCAGGAUGAUAAAUAUUUAAAUUUUGGAGAUCGUAAUAUUUUUGCUUGUCGUAACACAACUAAUAAAUGUAUCAGCCUUGGGUCAGUGACAACAGGUCUCACGGUUAAUGAAAAUAACUCUCAAAUAUUAUAUACAAAUGGUGAUAUGUGCCAAAAUGGUGAACUUGCAAGUUUACGAAUACAAUUUUUAUGUUUCAAUAAACAAAAUCAACCACAGAUUUUAAAUAUCGAUAAGAAUUGUUCCUACGAUAUCAUUUGGAAGACUUCUUUUGGCUGCCCACAUGCGAUUGGGGUUCCAGGAGAUUGUACCGUUUAUGAUAAUGUGGCAAGUUUGUAUCCAUAUAAUUUUACAUCGUUAAAAAAUCGGAAUGUAGAUUAUGACCUCGAAUUAUCGAAUGGAUAUUUACGAAUAAAUUUAUGUGAUCAAUUAAUGUCAUCUUGUGGACAAACAGUUAAUACAAGUUUGUGCUUAGAAACAGCUGACGGUCUGGCAAUACCGUUUGGUCCUGUCAACAAAACUCCAAUUUUUAAAGAUGGUAAAAUCGAAUUUUUGUAUUCGAAUGAUCAAAAUGGUAACUCGAAUUUGAAAUAUACAGUACGCUUGCAUAUGGUAUGCAAUUUAAACGAAACUCGAAAUGAUUCUUUAAUUGUUGUAAAAGAGAUGAAACAGAAUAAUAAUUGUGAAAUAAAUUUAGAAUGGCGUACGAAUUUAGCAUGCUAUCGACCACACGAUCAAAUAAAGUGUAAUGUACAAGGGGGUGCAAAUUUAACUUUACAUCAAUUAAUACGGACUGAAGUAAAUUAUGAAAUUCCAUAUAAAAAUAGUGUUUUUAUUUUAAAUAUUUGUAAACCAGUGAUCUUUAACGAAAAUGCUUUUUAUUCCGGUCAAAAUCCGGGUGUUAUUAUGGUCGAUAAUACAAAUGCGAAUUUGCAAACAAAGGUAACAAAUUUGGGUAAUGUUGUAAAUGAACCAAGCUAUGAUUCAAAUUCGAAAACAAUUAAAAUGGAAUAUACGAUCAAGAACAGUUUCCCGGAGAGAAAAAGUAUUUUAUAUUUUUAUUGUAAUCGAAAUUAUAAGGUGCCAGACAUACAGGUGAAAAUUAAUACAAAUAUUUAUAAUUUUUUAAUAUUUACAAACGAAACUUGUAUGGAAAAUGAUGAAGAUGUCGAUCUGAAUUCAAUUCUAAAUAAUUUUAAUGAUUCAAUUGCUGAUCAUGUCAUUGAAGUACCUCCGAAAGCAGACGAAAUAUCAGCACAUAAGAUAAACUGUUCCAUUGUGUCAGAGAUGAAUAAUUACACAAUAAAAACAUUAUUAAUGAAUUAUUCAUAUAAUGAAACACAACAAUUGACAUUUGACAUUGAAAAUGACUCAAAAGUUGAGAAUAUAUUCAAAAAUUUAAGAAAUUAUUGUAAUAAAUUAAUAUUGAAUACAACUCAACAUUUAGGAUUCAAUAAUAUCCACGAAUUUAAUACUAAACAACAGGACAUGAAUAUAGAAUUGAAAUUAUAUUGUAAUUACACAACUGGAAUUGGUAAUCCAAAAUUAAUGGAAUCCGUAAAUUAUGAUUAUAUUUACCAUUGGUAUAGUACAAUAUUUUGUCCAAAAUCAAAAGCGAUUUAUAUUCCGAGUACAUUGAUAUUGAAAAAUCCUAUUCUGUUUCGAGAAUUAGAUUUCAGACAAUUGUUGGGAUUGGAUUCAUCAAAGGAAAUUAUUAAAGUGAAAACUUCAAAGACUGAAUCAACUGUGAAUUUUAGAGCAGCUAAAUACAAUUCCAUAUUGAAUUAUCAAGAAAACGUUGUCGAAUUUAUUGUCUAUCAGUCAAACGAUGCAUGUCUCAAUCAAAAUUCCACUACGAGAUUCAACUUAAUAUGCGAUCUGGAGAAAACAACAUUCCAAGUCAAGCAAGAAACGAAUUGCUUGACUGAAUUCGAUUGGUAUGUUCGUGAUGCAUGUUAUUUCUUGGGAUUAGAAUCUACUUUAAUUCAUGCUAAAAAUCUACCAAUUUUUGACACUGAUAAUAACGUUAUCAUACAUUCAGCGUCGUCAUCAAUUUCAAUAAUAUUAAAAAUUUGUAUUGCAAUAUUUUUAAUAUUAUUAUUUCCGCUAUGUUUUUAUAUUUAUAAAAAACGUUAUCAUUUAAUAUUUACUAGAACGGCAAAUGGCGGCUAUGUUCAGGUAAGAUGGGAAAAUGAAUCAACUUUAUAAUUCGAGAAAAAGAAGAGAAUUUAUUUGUGAUAUAUGAAGAAUCUUUAAGAGUGCUUUUUUGA